AAAUGCAAUACUUUAAGCCCAAGACUAUACUUGCAGUCAUACUUGUUGGGGAGAGCGCAAAUCUGCAGGCCAGCAUGUCGCAGGCAUUUCAGCGACAGUCACGGAAAUCUUUAAUAGGCAUUUUAUUGCUCACCUUCUGGGCUUUUCUGGCGCAAGGAGUUUUGGCAUCGGCAUAUGCCGAUGAGCUCCACAAGGAGAACGAUUUUCCUACCUUGGCCAAGCGACCCGCAUUCUUCGUGGGCAGCCGAUAUGGACGAGCUAGCGGAAAUAGCGGUGCCGGCGGAAAUGGCGCCGCCUCGACCGGAAUGGGAACCUCUAAGACGCGACGCCUAAUCAUAGUACCCCGGAAUGAUCGGUUUUUCCUAGGCUCACGAUAUGGCAAGCGCAGCGACGAAUACCUGUCGCCAUACGAGCAGAACAGCCUGGGCUUGGGCCUAGGCAAGGGAUCCCUGCGGGAAGCCGAGCGGUCUGUCGAGGCCGACGAGAAGCCUAGCAGCUUAGCAAGAAACUCGCCCGUCAUGUCGAUGACCAUGUCGUGCGUUUACACGGGCAUCAGCAACUUCUACAGGUGCAGCAAUGUCAACACAGAGGAGCUCGGCAACUUGGUGGGCCGCAGCGAUGGCGUGACACUGGACUCCAAUAGCAUAGCCGCGGAGGAUGCGAACACCGACAUUAAGUAAGACGCCAGCGGACGGAUUGAUUGACCAACCUGCAGUGGCGGAUCAUUUCCUCUGACAGUUAAUAUCCUUGUUAUCCCUUGGCUUUCGGCUACUCAUGUAGCGUAUCUUAUGUUCAAAAUGAAGCAGCUGGUAUUAAAAUUUUUAACGGGGCUGGAAAAGUUUUAAUACCCAACAAUAAAUCUGUAAAUAAGUAUACAUACAAUAAAUACAUACAUACAUAUAUGCAUACAUCUGUAUCAAAUAACAUACCUAGGUAAUUCAAUUACUUAUUACAAAUAAGCGAAUUGUAUUUAAAUGCUUACCGAGCAUCUCAAGCUACUCACGCGCUUCAGUGAGUAUAAAGGAUCCUUUGGCUUCGCAAUGCUAGUUCCAUAUUAAUACCAACUUACAUAUGCACAGAAUUCAUGCAUGUAUUUUACCUAUUCACUCGUACAAUUGUAAACGUUAAAUAAAUGCAAGAAAAUAUAUAAUUAA
Drosophila montana is the source of this 1154-nucleotide messenger RNA. RefSeq names its product RYamide (gene RYa). The transcript has 4 exons. Bases 3 to 680 code for a protein of 225 amino acids. Lineage: Eukaryota; Metazoa; Arthropoda; Insecta; Diptera; Drosophilidae. The record is from RefSeq and is a predicted model, not a curated record.